AUGGAAGAUUUUAAAGAUCUAACAGAAAGUUUUAUUCAAGACAUGAUUGUGAAUUGUGGCUCUCAUAUUCCAAUUUCUUAUGUAUAUAGUUAUAUAAAAUCGAAAAAGAGUGAUAUUUCUUUUCAAAAUUAUUAUUUAAAAGAGUUGAUUAAGAAGAGGACAAGAACAAGAUUUUCCUACAAGGAUUACGGAAUUAUAUUCUGCUUGCUGUGUAAUGGAGCACAACCUUUUUCAACAUGUGAAUUAGACGACGAAAUAACAAUUUAUGAGAGAGUUCUACAGAUCAAUGAUGUAUAUUUGAUUGAACUAUUCAAAUGUUUCAUUAAUCCUCAAGACGUUCCAUGUGAGAAGUCUCUGAAAUUAAUUUUAAAUAAUUUCGUUGAUGAUGAAGAUUCCUUUUUGCGUCGACACACACCCUUGCACAUGGCAGCCACAUUGCCAAAUGCGAACGUAACAAUCACUCUUUUGAACAAGAAAUUAUGUUGUGAGGAGAAAACCACAAACGAGGAAACACCGAUAUUCUUUGCUGUGAAAAACAACCAGAUGGAACAAGUGAAAACCCUUCUGAAAUACGGAGCCAACCUCAGAGCGAGGGACAUAAACAGCAAUACAGUACUUCAUGCAUUAUGUUCUGAAGAAGGAGAGAUUAAUAUCGAACUGUUAGAAUUUUUAUUAAAUGUCGGUUGUGACCCGAAUUCAUUUGGCAAAAAUUCGUGUACCCCUUUACAGAUGCUUGCUGAAAAUGGAAGAAUAAAUAAUGCAUUGGAGUGUGCAGAAUUACUGAUCAGAAGAGGAGCUGAUGUCAAUUUGCAAAACCUUCACGGCGACACAGUUCUGCAUACAUUAUCCUACUCUUGUGACGAAUCCCAGUUCAUUCUCUUUCUCGAAUUACUGUUGAAGAGUAAAGCUGACACGAAUAUAGUCAAUCAUGACAACAAAACAUUUUUGGAUGAAUUAUUAUUGGACUGCUGCCAUUCUAGACGACAUACUAUUUUGAAACAUCUGAUUUUGUUAGAUAUCAAUGGAAAAUAUCAAUUCUGUGUUAAUCCAAUUCAUUGUGAUUCGUUGGAUGUCGAUUUCCAGAAAAGGAGUAGAAAAGAAUUGCUUCAUUUACGGUCCCGCAAAAUAGCUCAAUUGCAAUCACAACCGGAAUAUUCUCUGGUGAGAAUACUAAGUUCGACUGUAAGGGAAGUGUCCAGAUUGUGUUGGAAUCAAACAUUGAUAACUGUUCAAUUCAUUUACAAUAAUUACGAGAAUUCAUUUUUAUCAUGA
Molecule: messenger RNA, 1272 nt
Organism: Harmonia axyridis
Lineage: Eukaryota; Metazoa; Arthropoda; Insecta; Coleoptera; Coccinellidae
Product: putative ankyrin repeat protein RF_0381
Exons: 2
Coding region: 1-1272 (423 amino acids)
Molecular function (GO): protein binding
Source: RefSeq, a predicted model, not a curated record